Penicillium longicatenatum is the source of this 1266-nucleotide messenger RNA. RefSeq lists its product as uncharacterized. Gene Ontology annotation, molecular function: FAD binding. NCBI's taxonomy places the organism in Eukaryota, Fungi, Ascomycota, Eurotiomycetes, Eurotiales, Aspergillaceae. The transcript has a single exon. The record is from RefSeq and is a predicted model, not a curated record. The coding region runs from base 1 to 1266 and encodes 421 amino acids.
AUGCCUUUGCUGAAAAUCUUGAUCUGCGGAGGGGGCAUUACAGGAAAUGCUCUCGCAUUUUGGCUUUCCAAACUUGGCCACCAGGUCACCGUCAUCGAGCGUUUCCACGAGCUCCGCGUAACGGGUCUACAAGUCGACCUCCGUGGCCAUGGCAUUGAGGUCUUGCGAAAGAUGGGCUUGGAGGAAAAGUUUCGAGCUCAUUCCAUCAAAGAAGCAGGGUUGGCUUUUGUCGAUUCCCGGGGAAGACAAUGGGCGUAUUUUCCUGCAAAUCGCUCCGGUCAAGGCUUGCAAAGCUUCACCACCGAUUUUGAGAUCAUGCGGGGAGACUUGUGUCAAAUGCUUCAUGAUGCCACCGAAGGCCGUGCCACAUACAUCUUCGGAACUUCUAUUCAAACCAUCACUGAACAGCCGAGUUCCGUAAAAGUGGCAUUCUCAAACGGUCGUAACGAUUGUUUUGAUUUGGUCGUUGGUGCUGAUGGACAGCGGUCCCGCACACGUCAGUUGAUCAUGGGCCCCGAAGAGGCAGAUCCUUUCCAUUCUUUGGGGAUGUAUGGUGGAUACUUCACCAUCCCCAGAAAAGUGCAAGAAAAUGAAGCAUAUGCUGCGACAGCCUACAUCGCCCUAGGAAGUCGAUUUCUCAUGACGCGCAGACACGAUCCUCUUAGAAUACAGGCUUAUAUGUUCUGCAAAUUCGACCCCAAACGCAUCGAGUGCAGCCGGACUAGGGCCGAUAGCGAAAAGAACGCAUUGAAGGAUAUCUUCCGUGACGCCGGCUGGGAAAGUGAGAAAAUCCUUCAAGCGCUUGAUGUUGCCGACGAUUUCUACGGAGACGUGAGCGGCUUCAUCAAAAUGAGCUAUUGGUCGCGCGGACGUGUUGUUCUAGUCGGCGAUGCAGCGUAUGGAUCAUCCGGUAUGACAGGCAUGGGCACAACAUCUGGUCUCGUUGGUGCCUAUGUGCUGGCUGGGGAGAUUAGCGAAGCAUUUGACCGAUCCUCUGAAGACAUGCCUGCGGGAAAGCUCAUCGCCGCUUUGGAGUCUUACGAAAACAAGUUUCGACCUUUUAUGAAUCAAGUCCAGGAAGGCUUGUCGGAUAAUUAUUCGGCUGGUUGGGAUUGGGUUUUAUCAAAGCCUCUCAUCAUCACCAUCUGCUAUCUCCUCUUAGCGAUGGCAUCCUAUCUGAGACUUGACAUAAUUGCCCAGUGGUUCCUUUGCGAAGAUAUUAAGGAUUGGGACCUUCCUGCCUAUCCAAGCAUGGUCGAUGCUUGA